AUGAGAUCGUCGUCUCAAAUUCUCAAUGCAUUGCUAUACUUGUUCUUUAUUGACUGCUUGUUGGUAGAAGUAACCCACCAAAAUGGAGUUAAGAAGAUUUCAACUGUUGCUGAAGGGAUAACUGAUUACGUGCCUCCUCAGUCGAGAGUCGAUUGUGCGCCUGGUCAGGACCGGCCAGAUGAAAUCGCAUGCGAACAGUUAGGCUGUUUGUACGAUGGAGGGGCCUCGGUAAUUUUCACUUUGAACUUGUCAUUAACUGCUUUCAAGAACAGCUUACUUCAGUUCUUUCACUUCUAA
Messenger RNA from Anisakis simplex (herring worm), 297 nucleotides. Lineage: Eukaryota; Metazoa; Nematoda; Chromadorea; Rhabditida; Anisakidae. The record is from the annotation of a GenBank genome assembly.